AUGGCUGCAGCUUCGGUCGGACAAGUCAACAUUGCCGUCAUCGGUGCUGGCGGGGUCGGAAAGUGUUUCCUGGCCCAGCUUGAACAGCUCGCAGCGCGCCGUCCCAGCCCGAAACUUGCGCUUACCUACAUCAGCACGAGCAAAAAGGCCAUCUACAGCGACGAACACGCCGCCAUUCCAAUCAAUGACGUCUCGUCGACCCUCGCUUCCUCGCGACAGACUCCACUCGCCCUGUCGCAGCUUGUCGACUUCCUCGGCAAAUCUGGCGUCAACACCGUCCUAGUUGACAAUACGAGCUCCCAAGACGUGGCCGACGCCUACCCACAGUUUCUGGGCCGCGGCAUCAGCAUCGUGACGCCCAACAAGAAAGCUUUCUCGGGAUCGUACCAGCUAUGGCAGGACAUCUUCGCCGCGGCGGAGCGCUCUGGAGCGCGGGUAUACCACGAGUCGUCUGUGGGUGCGGGCCUACCCGUGAUCUCGACGCUUAAGGACCUCGUGGACACGGGCGAUGAAGUGACGAAGAUCGAGGGCGUCUUUAGCGGCACCAUGUCCUUCCUCUUCAACUCGUUCGCCCCAACUUCCGGUUCCGGCGGCCAGUGGUCGGCCGAGGUGAAGAAGGCGAAGGAAUUGGGGUACACCGAGCCGGACCCUCGCGACGAUUUGAACGGCCUGGAUGUCGCGCGCAAGUUGACCAUCCUUGCUCGCCUAGCGGGUCUACCGGUUGAGUCGCCGACCGCCUUUCCCGUGCAGAGCCUGAUCCCAAAGGAGCUCGAGUCUGCAACGAGUGGGGACGAGUUUCUUGAGAAGUUGCCGGCGUUUGACGCGCAAAUGGAGGAGACCAAGGCGGCGGCAGAAAAGGAGGGCAAGGUGGUGCGGUUCGUUGGUAGCAUCGACGUGGCUACGAAGCAGGUCAAGGUUGGACUCGAAAAGUUUGACCUGUCACACCCCAUUGCGGCGCUGAAGGGCAGCGACAACAUCAUUAGCUUCUACACUAAGCGGUACGGAAGCAACCCGCUCAUCAUCCAAGGCGCUGGCGCCGGCGGUGAUGUGACGGCAAUGGGUGUCACUAGCGACCUACUCAAGGUGCUGUCCCAAAUUGCAUAA
Molecule: messenger RNA, 1104 nt
Organism: Dichotomopilus funicola
Lineage: Eukaryota; Fungi; Ascomycota; Sordariomycetes; Sordariales; Chaetomiaceae
Product: homoserine dehydrogenase-domain-containing protein
Exons: 2
Coding region: 1-1104 (367 amino acids)
Biological process (GO): aspartate family amino acid biosynthetic process; L-homoserine biosynthetic process
Molecular function (GO): homoserine dehydrogenase activity; aspartate kinase activity; NADP binding
Source: RefSeq, a predicted model, not a curated record